GGGAGGUGACGCAGUGCCUGUCGGGAAGGCAGCGGGAGCGGCCGGCCCUCGGCGGCGGAGGGCGCCAUGGUGGGUGGCGAGGCGGCUGCCGCGGUGGAGGAGCUGGUUUCGGGCGUGCGGCAGGCGACCGACUUCGCCGAGCAGUUCCGUUCUUACUCGGAGAGCGAGAAGCAAUGGAAGGCCCGCAUGGAAUUCAUCCUGCGCCACCUGCCCGACUACCGAGACCCGCCCGACGGAGGCGGCCGCCUGGACCAGCUGCUGUCCCUCUCCAUGGUCUGGGCCAACCACCUCUUCUUGGGUUGCAGUUACAACAAAGACCUUUUAGAUAAGGUGAUGGAAAUGGCUGAUGGGAUUGAAGUGGAAGACCUGCCACAGUUUACUACCAGAAGUGAAUUAAUGAAAAAGCAUCAAAGCUAAGGCAGAAGAGUCAUCCCAUUUUCAUCAGCAGCUACAGGCUUAGAAAGGAGGCUGGGAUGAAUGUGACACUGGCCACAGAAGGUCUCUUAAGACUCCUGGUACUAUCAACAUGGAGGAGAGAGGCAGCUGAAAGUGGCAUUUUAAAAGGUCUCCUCCUUCUUCCAGUAGCUGUCACUGUAAAAGUAUGCAUGGAUAUUUAUGUAUUUAUAAAUCAUACCCUUUUUUAUUUGGUUUUUGAAUAUCAGACUUUUUGUUAAAAAUGUGUAUUUUUUUUAUGUUGAUGUAAUAAUGGAGGUAGUAGAUUUUACAGUUUGGAUUUCUCAACAGUGUACCUUUAAGUGUAAUUCUAUUUGUGGUCGUUUUUUUCCCUGACUGAUGCAAACCAGAUCCCUUAUUUCCUUAUUUCUAUCUGAAGUUUAUGCCAUCCGUAUACUCCACUGCCACACACUCCUAUUUUUAAGAGAUGAGUGAGAAUCAAACCUUAGGCCUCAUCAUCAGGUACUCACUCAUCAGCUCAUGGGAGGAGGCCGCCUACAAAAAAGCAUUUGCCUUUAUUUAAAAACCGACCACACAAGAUCCCACAGCUUGGUCCGGGCAGCCAGUUGAUCCGCAGACCCCCGGGGCCCUCCCAGCGGCCGGGGAAGCCCACAUGCCCCUUUUCUGGCGGGAGCCUGAGGCUCCACUCUUCUGCACUUGAGGAAUGGCCAUGCGCACAGCCCCUCCAGAAAUACUUGAGUGCAGUGCUGCUUUGCCCUGAAACUCAGGUAUUAACUGCCUGCCCCCUUUUAGGGAAUGUACCUCUUCUUUAUCCCUUCCCGUUCCUCUUUCUUAUUUAGUACCCAUUAUUAAGUAUUUAUUUCCAGCCAUAAAUACUGAGACAGACUUCAUUUGGGGAACAGCAAUGUAAUAGCAAGUCACAGCAGGAUUCACUUGUCAGGGUGCCUGGUCCUGGGGAUGGUGAUGAGUAAGACAGUGGACCCUGCCUUAGCUUCAUCGCCUGGGGUAAAGACGGGUCAUUGAACAACUGGGAGAAGAAGAGGAGCGCUGGUGGUGGGAACAGGGUGUCUGGGGGCAGAGGAGGGGGAUAACUCUUGCCCCUGGCUCAAGGCUAAGGCCAGGCUGCACACCUCUGAUGGACGGACAUCUUUGUGCAGCGUCCAGCUGUAAUCUGUAGCGACCACUAGGGGGGCCCAUGGGAAGAAACAGGAUUUCAGGUCUCUGAGUCUAACCUUGGACAAGCCACUUCUCUCCCUCUGCCUUACCUGGAAAGUGGAGAUCACAGAAAUACCUACCACAAAGCGAUGGUAAGCAUUAAGAUGUUAGAGGCCAAGCACGUGCUUAGUGAGCCUUCCCCUCUUCUUUUCCUCAAAGCAGCCUAGCCUUUUUCCAUUCUCAUCAUCUGUAUAGAUUUAUGAGGCUUCAAAAACCAAAUUAUAAAGUGAAAAAUCAAGAGUGUGAUUGUUCACUUUCAAAAUGUUUUCUAUAGGUUUCUCAUCAUGAAUUCUAUUUAUAAGAUAAAAUGUCCCAAUAAAAUAGUAUUCCUGUCAGGAACGUGUCCAUUGCAUACAGCAAGCUUACACUGUGGACUCAUUACCUGCAUCCUCCCCAUCUCCUUCAGCUUAUUUUUGAAGACUUCUCUAGUUAACCAAAGUCCAAUUUUCUGAUACCAUUUUCUAAUGGGUAUACCAUUUUCUCAUUUCCUCAGUUUAAGCUGCCUGUUUUUCUUCUCAGCUUACCAUUACAACCUCCGUGGCUAUCUUACCUAUAAAAUUAACCAGUGUUUUGUAAUUUCAUCUUUUAUCUUUCCCUGGAAAAAAUGGGCUAGAAAUCUCAUUUUCUGCAUUACAGACUGCAGCACUCCUUGGGGUGUAGGUAAAGUGGCCAACUCUUAGCUUUCAAACAGGAGCUCACACUGGAUGCAAGCUAAAAGAUACUAGCAUCUUCAUAUAUACACAGUCUUGCCCAAGACAGGGUGAGGACCAAGUGAGAUCUUAGGAAGGGACACGGUAAAAGUAUUACCUUCAAGUAAUGUCUAUGAGGGGAUCUUUUUUGUUGGACAUGGCUCAAAACCUGUGAGAAGCAAGUGCUAACAGCAGUUUAGGGUGCUUAGUUAACAGUGAUGCUCUUUGUUAUCCAGAAAAUGGCUUUUUGAAACAUCCCUUUGCGUCUGUGGCCCACCUGAUUAAUCCUCUACCUUUGCAGAGGAAAGGAUUCCCUCUGAACUUUGCCAGGAUCCAUUUGGACCUAUGGCUGACCUGUUGCACAGGCACGGGGAGGAAUCACACUCAAUCACUGCCUACCCUCUGAUGCUUUGCUAUCUGUAGUAAAUGGCUAUGAAAAUACACAUCGGUGCAUCUGUUACCCUGUAUGUCAGAUUUCUGUUACCCUGUAUGUCAGGUGCUGGGUACCCUUAUGUCUGGAAAGAGACUGUCAACUUCUGGGGUCUGAGAUCUGUCAUCUAGUCAUGGCUCUCAUUCUUGACUAAUUUAGGGAUAUCUUUUAGCUCUGUAGGAGUUAAGAGUAAACCCAAAUCUUAAGAGGCAAGCGUUUUAGAACUUAAACAGAAUUUUGGUCAUAGGGAAAUUGCUUCCUUCAACAAAUGCUGAGUGCAUGCUAAAAAAAUUAUCUGCCCUCAUGGGCACACACACACACCUCUGGGGGAGAAACAGAAUCUCACCUGGCUUUUCAUUGAAAUAAAUAGUAAGCGAGAAAACCUGUUAACUUAUUUAAAUGAAAAGCAAGCCAAGCGAAGUUCUGUUUCUUCCCCAAAGUUGACUCUGUCCCUUCACAGUUAUGUCUCCCAGGGCGAGGGGUGGCAGGGCUGGCUGCCCUUCUCACUUCGGUUUGGAAGGUUUUUCUCACAAUGCCAGCAGGAGGCCAGAGUCCUCGGCAUGUGCUCCCGUCAGAGGAGGAGGUAGGCCUGCCACCUUGCCUACAGACAAGAGGACCAGCCAAGGAGGUGGGGUAACAUCACCUGAACAGAUACCUUUGGAAAUCAAACAGAAAGUAAACAUUGAGACUCCUAUGUUCCCAUUAGAUGGAGCUAAUUCUUACCUAUUCUAGACCGGUUUUCCUCGACAGUGCUGUCAGACAAAGGUGCCUCUUUGGAUGGGAACCAGCCCAAGUCCCAGCUUUCUUUCCCAGCCCAGGAAAAGUAGGCUGACAAACCAAAACUAUCCUUGAAUAUGGCCCUCCAAACUAUUUGCCUGGGAGAAGGAUGCUGUUAGGGGCCUGAAGCAGGUCUGGGUACUUAAUAGUGAAGGGACAAUUAAGUUAGGUCAACCUUGAACCAGUGAUUAAAGCCCUUGCUUUGCUGUGAAUGCUAGUACCAAAAUCUCAUCCUAUUAGGGCUGCAUUUUCCUUUCCCUUUGAUAUUUUCUUAUACUAAGAAUAUUUAACUGAACCUAAUAGAUGUGAACUUGUAGAUAAUUCCCCGAAUUAUUUCAUCUCAGUGAAGGGAUCUGCAAAGUGGGGAUGAUUGCUAUUUUAAUCUUCAUAGGAGGAUUCAGUGGAAAAACUUUCACUUUCUAUGAAAGUACCUGGUACUUAAUGAACUCUCACUGCUUCAUUUCUGCCCUACUUUCCCUUUGAGGCCAAGCUGGAAGACAUGAAAUGUUUCAACUAACUUAAAUUUACAUGCAAGAAAAGUGAGCAUCCAUCAUCACCCCACCAGACCGGGCUCCAUCCCGAGCUGCAAUACGGACCUUUUUGGUUAACGUUACGGAGAAGAGCCUACGUGGCCCCAUUAGGUACUCGGGAGAUGUGCUGACAGUGAAUGGCAGUAGGCUCUGAACAAUGCAGCACCAAUCCAGUGCCACGCUCUUAUGGAAAGGGCAGAAGCAAAACCUCCAGGAUGGGGGAAAGGGGUCAGCAGAUGGCCAGCCUUGCCCAGAACGCAUGUCCACUGCAGUCCUCCCCCGACACAAGUGCCCUGGCACCCCUGUACUGCCUGGGUCUAGGGGCCUGGGGCUUGCAAAGGCAGGAGGUAUGCUCCUUUCUCUGUGAACACAGCCUUUGCUCUAGCACUGGCUCGAGUCUCACCCUGUAAAUUAACUACAUUCCUUACCACUCUGGGUGAACUGUGGGCCCCAGGUGACGGCACAGGUGGGCUUGGACCAUCACCGACAGUCACUACUUCCCGUUAAACCAGUGUUUUUCAACUUCUCAGGUGGGGAUACAAUGACUCAUGCUUCCUUCUACCGUUGUUUACUAAAUUAGUUUUUACUACGUUCUAUUUUUAUACCAAAAAAACCAGAAAACUGCUAAUUAAAAAGUGUCUCGAGGAUUUGGAGCGUGGACCCUGGAGGUCCUCACUAGCCUGCUGUCCUCCCACCCAGGUCUGUGCAUGUACUGCCAGAAGCAGUCGGGAAAGCAGUUCCCACUUUGGGGCUUUAAGUUUCAAUCUUUGGUACGUAUGUUGUUGCUCUUACAGCCUGGUACCUCAGACUUGGCCUUGAUAGGGUGCCAUGGUGAUUGUGGUCUGUUCUUAAGCUGCUCUGUGUAAAAGAACACCCAGCCCUUCAAAAACCAACAUGGAAAGGCUAACAAAGGCUAGGGAGGAGAAGUUUCUCCCUGAACAGAUGGGCUCAUCACCCUCACCACCGCCAGGUCCCAAUACUGCCCCCACUGAUCUGACUUGCAAAAGAACCUCUUGUAACCACCUCUAGGAUGGACCGUCUUCACUCUAAAGGCAACCUUCCAGCUGAUGUUCCAGAGUCUCCACCGGAAACCACAGCCUUGUGUGUCCAUACAGGUGCAGUGUAAUAACCGAAGCCCACAACACAGCAAAAGCACUAAUCUAGAUUUUCUUUGGAGGUGAGAUUCCAAGUCUUUAGCUGAAGCUGAUGACAUGAGCUGGUGUCUCUGGCUCCUUUCCUAUUCUCUGCCCAGGAUGUUUAUCAGGCCAAGAAGCUUCCUGUUUCUUGUUGUCUUUGUACUGGCACCAAUACGAAAACAUUAAACCUCCCAACUCACUUUUGUAAAAUGAUUUUUUAUACAGAGGCCAAAGAACUGCAAGCCUCUCUGCAAGUGACCCUCCUGCUUAGGAGUACUCCUAGCCUAAUUCAGCUGCUGGGCUAUGGUAUUCCUGGCAGAAGGCCUUGUUUGUAAAGUGGGAAUGUAGCAGGGCAACUGUGCCUUUGGGCAUCAGAAAGGAAGCAGUAUAAAGAGGUCUGCCUUUAGUGCUCUUAGGUUUGCAUUUUGGGAGCCUCCAAGACACUAAAGAACCCCUGCACUCCAGGAAGAAUGGUAACCAAAUGGUUCAGGCUCAGGGAGCCUGAGGAGCUAGGCUCUGGUCCCCUCUACACAAGUUCCCAACACAGGGGGACUUUAAGCACCCCCGUCUCCCAAGUAAGACUUGAGAUCAGCUAACCUCCCCCAAAGACUACAGAAGCAUCAAACUUAUAACUAAGACCAUCACCAUAUAAAGACCUCUCUAACCAGGUAAAAGGUUAUUUGCUUUCUCUGAGCAGAGUACAUAUACUAGUCUUCCCAAACAUUCCAGAAAUCACUGAUAGAUA
Molecule: messenger RNA, 5936 nt
Organism: Rhinolophus ferrumequinum (greater horseshoe bat)
Lineage: Eukaryota; Metazoa; Chordata; Mammalia; Chiroptera; Rhinolophidae
Gene: XTBD1
Product: CDKN2A interacting protein N-terminal like
Exons: 3
Coding region: 67-417 (116 amino acids)
Source: RefSeq, a predicted model, not a curated record